AUUGUACAAUUUCGUACAUGCGCAGGUGUAGCGUAUAUCAAAUGCGAUAAUCAUAUUUUUUUGAAAGUUAUAACUGAUCAUGUUAACAUACGUAUAAUAACUUAAAUGUUCGGAUAAUACUAGUAACUACAAUAUUUAUUGCAAUGGUACUGAUUUAUUUACAAAUAACAUGUAGAAAACUGUGCUCGUAAAUUGUGUCUAGUGAAUCACCGUAAGGGAUAUUAUCUUAUAUUAUACUUUCAUCAAACAAAAUAACGACCACAUGCUAUAAUGAGAAAAUGACAAAUAUGCAUCAUUCAACGCGCCCUUUCAUCCGCAGUGAAAAAAUGUUUUAUGAAGAUCACAGCUGGGGAUGAUGAUAUAUUUCUCUUUGUGCUGUAUAUUUAAACUUUUAUUAACGUAGAUAUACAUGGAUUUAACAAUUUUAGAGAUAUGAAGAGCUGAAAGUAUCAUGAAGACUAUAAACUACGCAGUGUUUUUCUCCACAUAUCUUCUCAUCCAACAACACGUGUUUUCUUUGUCACAUGAACCUUUUCUAUUCACACCCGGAAGUUCGUCAAUCUUGGUAUUCCUUGACCUUCAUCGUAGUUAUUAUGACGGCUCGUGUGCUGAUCCAGAUUGGAAUGUCUUUGAAUUGGCGCAAAGUCUGCACUGGAAGUCAAACCAGGAAAACGUAACAGGGAUAGAAAUAUAUGAUACAUGCCGCUAUCAAAGACGGGUUCAAGACAUUAUUCGUCAAAGACUGGUGCCCGAAAAUUGCCUUAAACAACCACUUCCUCCUGUAUCAGGGGUUAUUUCACAGUCAUCCCAAGUCAUCAAUGAUAUAAUCAGACACAGUUUCGACUUAGUUCAUGUUGUCAUUGACAACGGUGCUGUGGUUACAGAAGAUAGGGGAGAAACCGAUGGACAGUUUUAUAUUGAGCUUGCAUCCAAAUAUAAUAUUGAGAUACUGGCACACAUUCUGAAAUCACUGAAUUGGACAUAUGUAACGACUUUGUCAGACAGUCACUCACAAUCUCAAGUUGAACAUGAAAUGUUUACCGGUAUGGCAGACGAUAUUAACAUAUGUAUCCAGACCUCACAACUAGCAACGAACCUACCAAUGGCCGGUAUACUUAAUCCUAAAACAAACGGUGUUGUUAUCUUUACCAAUGACAUGAACAAUCUGAAAACCAUGAUGCAAAAAUUACCGAAAUCCUCGCCCGUUGUCAUAGUUACGCAUGAUAGAAGAACUAGUGAAUUAAGUUUUGUCCAUGAAGGGAUUGUUUUGUCUGAUGCCUUUCUCUACAAUGUACAAUUUACUGAGUACAUGACUACAGUUUUGUGGAACCAGACAGCACUUGAUGACCUUUCUAUUGAUUACUAUGUUUCCCAUCACAAUUGCUCUUUCAAGAAUCAGUCUGCUCCAGAUCUUAUAUCAUGCGAAAAUAUAAAAGAAAUGGAAUCAUAUUUUAGAAGUGUUUCAUCAACAAGACUGAUGCAUGUGUAUCAGGAAGCUUUCACAUUUAUUGCAAAUAUUGGAAACAAGAUGGCGGAACAUAACUGUACAAACUUCAACACAAGUUGUGUUCCUUUGAUAGACAUAGAUGCAAUGUCCUCCUAUUUCAAGGCCGGCUACAAUCAGACACUGGUUCCCAGACUCCCUUUUAGUACAUCUAUUUCCUUGUUAACGGCAGGAACUGUGCAAAAGAGUGACGUUUAUUCAACAACAGAUUUUACUGACUUCACAUCAUUUGUAAGCAACUUCACAGACAAUGCUUCAUUUCCUUCAAGUACCUGUACAGAAUGGUGCCCAUCUUGCCAACAAUCAACAUGUAGCACGCAUUCUAAUACAAUGAAUUUUAAAGGAGAUUAUUUUUAUGUUCCUGGAGAUAUUAUAAUAACAGGAAUGUUACCAUUUUCACAGCAGUGGAAUAAAGUGCCGUCAACAGGAAAUGUGUGUUCGGGAAUGAGACUUGAUAGUAAUUUAGAUACUCUGUCGGAAGCAUUCCUGUACGCUGUAAUGUCUGUACAUGACCGAUUUUCGGACCUGUUACAAAAUGUAGAAAUAGGUGCGCUUUUGCUUGAUACCUGCAGUGAUAGCGAUAGAGCAUCCCAGAUUUUGUUAAAUUUUGAAUCCUGCAUGUACAAUUUUAAAACCGAAGGUAACAACUGGAAACCGUCUCCUGCUAUAGUUCCAGCUUAUAUUGUAGUUGGAAAUAAUGAGAAAUUCAUUGGUGAAUCGAAAGCAGUUGGAAAAUUGGCUUUAGGAAUACAGUAUCAAGGAGACUUGUAUAGAAAUGAAAGAAAGAUUUUUGAUAGUUCUUCUUUUAACUUCGAAAUUCUUGCAAACUUUCUGCAUACCAUGAAUUUAUCUUAUGUUGGUUUAGUGACGUCUUUUGCGCCUGAUGACGUUAAUAUAAUCAAUUUGUAUGAAACGGCAAAAUCUAAAAACAUAUGUAUAGCUUAUAAUGCGGAUAUUUUACCCGAGAACACUGAUCUACUCAAUGCUGUCAGGAAAUCUACCGCUGAAGUUGUCAUCAUAUAUGCCAGAUCUGCAGACGUUGCAAAUUUCUUCAGGAUGCUUACCACUAAAAGUAUUAUCAAAACAUGGAUCCUGAUUGAGACUCGUGAAAACUGGCUCGAUACCUCAGCGUUUCCACUACCCCUUGGUUCAGUUAUAUUUAGGCCAUAUGGACAACAAAAUUCAUACUUUAACGAGCAUAUGAAUAAUCUUUUAAAUAACCAACAGAACAAUAUCACUACAAAUAACCCCUGGAUUGAUAGUUACAGACAAGCAAGGUCUGACGAUAAUAUACAAAUAAAGCCUUUCACUACAGAUAUAACAACACGUAUGCAAGCGUCUGAUGUGAUUAGAUCAGUGGACAUUUCUCUGGAGGCUAUUGCUCAAGCAUUGAAGUCGGUUUGUGGUAAUGAAACGAGGGGAUUGUGUCCAAAAUUUGUAUCUAAAGGUGGAGAAGAAGUUCUGCGAGCGCUUGAUCAACUUUGGUUCAUAAAUAAAUCCAGUGAGCUGUUGUACCCAUCAAACCCUAAACACCAACAUUACGUGAUCAAAAAUCUGCAGCAGGAAGGGCUAGUUGAGGUUGGAAAUUGGAGUGAGCGGGGAUUAACACUGGAAUCAACAAAGCUUCGGUCAUAUGACAGCAAGUUUAAUCAGCUACCAGAAUUCAGAAAGUCUUAUUGCUUCGUAACACCUUGUUCCUGCUUUAAUAUUAACACGACGGCAAACGAGUCCGAAACGGCCAAAAUAACAAGGCUCGAUUAUGAGAUGGGUUUUAAGAACUCGUCUGCUAAAUUCCAAAAGGAUUUGUGGGUACUGAUAGUAGUGAUUAUUUCGGGAACCGGAAGUCUGUUGACACUACUACUAAUGAUCUAUAUUAUGUGUAAAGUUUGCUCAGGUGCACUUGUUCGGAGGUACCUAGCCCUCGGAAUUCUUUUGCUCAUUGCAAUGAUAUUGUUAUUUUUAUCAGUACUGCCGUUUUUGUUUUCACCAAGUGAAAGCGUUUGCGGAAUGAGAUAUUUUGCUCACGGAUUUUCAUACGCAUUUUGCUUUGGAAUUAUAUUGACAAAGAUGAUGACUCUUCGUAAUUACAAAUAUAUCGGCCUUGGUGGAGAAAUAUCUCGAAUAAAUCAGAUGUUGACGGUGUUCUUCAUUACAUCAGUGCAAGUUGCUGUAGGGGUACAGUGGUGGGUUCUAAGGACACCAGUUGUUUUCACUGAACGUGUUCUUGAGGCGGGCGAAAACGAUGCUUUACGAGAAACAACUUACUACGCAUGUGAUUUUGUCAGAAAGGAUUUCGUUGCGUAUCAUUCAUAUGUGAUUGUUCUACUGGUUCUUUGUUGCUUUUAUUCUCUAAGUGUUAGAAAAGAAACAAAGAACAUGAAAGAAGCAAGGUUAUUGCUUAUUUGUACUUGGUUUUGUUUAGUGCUGUGGAUUGGAAUCAUUGUGACAAUUAUGGUGUUAGAUAGGAAGUAUUUGGAAGCUAUCUGUGCUAUAGGUAUCCUCGGUAACGCACUCUCAAUGGUUGUAUUUAUUUACUUACCAAAGCUUACAGCCAUCUCGCGUCUGAAGUAUGAAGUUUCAGAACAAAAUGCACACAAAGAGAAUGGAUACAAAGUUGAUUCCGAUUUUCAUUUUGAAAGACCCUAUUCUCUGCCAGGUACACUGCACAGUUCGAUCACUGAUAAAGCUCUCACAUACCCACGUAGCCUUGCCACGUUUGACACCAGUCUUAGCUAUUGAGAGUUCCAAUCACAAUCUUGUUAUACAUUUGUCAAAUCUUCCGAAAGCAGUGAUAUUAUUUGAACACCUUUGCAAAUCUAUAUUCAAGAUAUCUCAUAUGAAAACAGUACUCUUGGAUAUGUCUCUAUGCAAGUUUUCUUCUAAUCUUUAACUUGCUGAAAUUUUGUAAUGGAUUUGUCCUGCUUUGAAUUUGGAACAGUCCAUUCUAAAUUAAAGGGAAUUCAAGACUUAAUUAAGCUACCUAGAGUAUAGAGUCUGGUCAGACUGCAUGGUGUGCUUACAGGCCUAACUCUAUACUGGUGAAAAAGGCAAAUCACUUUUGGUUCCAGCAGAUAAGGGUCAUUGUAAAGGUCACAUCAGCUGUAUACAUUUGUAUUUACUUGUAGCUUAACACAAAUUUGAAUGAAUUCCUUCAGUAACAAAAAAAGUAUGAUUCAGAUUAUAUAAAUGGAAACUUUAAGAAACAAAAACUUGAGCCCUUUUUGAUUGUGAACACAGUUGAUUUGAACAUUACUUUGGUGAUAUAUACCAUAUUAAAGCAACUGGGAUGUUCGAUUUAUAUCAUCAUAUGCCUUUGUUUUGGAGUCUUUGUAAAUGCUACAUCAUUCCAUAAUUUUAUUGUUGAUUUUGUUGUUGUUUUUACUAACAUUGAUAUUAUAAUAGUUUAGUAAUCAAGUUUUAGAUUAAUCACUGAAAUCCACUGCUAUUGUUUCAAAAAAAAAUCUAUUCCAGAUAUAAUGUAUUCAUUUUAUAACAAUUAUUAUUGUUAAAUAUAUAUAUACUUUCACAUUAUUAAAAAUGAUAGAGAACUUUA
Messenger RNA from Ruditapes philippinarum (Manila clam), 5057 nucleotides. RefSeq lists its product as uncharacterized. Gene Ontology annotation, biological process: G protein-coupled glutamate receptor signaling pathway; regulation of synaptic transmission, glutamatergic. The record is from RefSeq and is a predicted model, not a curated record. The coding region runs from base 452 to 4243 and encodes 1263 amino acids. Gene Ontology annotation, molecular function: adenylate cyclase inhibiting G protein-coupled glutamate receptor activity. Lineage: Eukaryota; Metazoa; Mollusca; Bivalvia; Venerida; Veneridae. Gene Ontology annotation, cellular component: membrane. The transcript has 7 exons.